AUGAAAAAACUUAAGGUUUUGCUAAGUGGAUUCCUAGCAAUACUCAUCUCACUUUCAUGCUUAGCUAUAGAAAACGACGCGCAAUUCCAACAAUGCACGAACAAGCUUCGAUUUUGUGUAAAAUACCUCAACAACGAGACGAGCCAACCUCUCGACAGUUGUUGUGGGCCUCUCGAUUACGUUAUCAAGUCAAUACCCGAGUGUCUGUGCAGCUUGUUGAGUACAGUGCGUGGUAAGCUAGCCGAGCAAUCGAGCAUCAAUAAUGUCUCGAGAUUAGCUCAAGAGUUGCCCAAUAGAUGUGGUCAUUAUAUCAAUCCGCUAGGGUGCAUUGCUGGUACAUCCGACAGACGAUCGGUCGAUUUGGUUCCGAAUUCUAUUAGCUCCGAGUUAUGGUCUUCAAGCUGGAUUGCAAUUGUUUGUGGUGCUUUAAUAGUUCACUUUUUACAUGGAUUUGCUAUAUAA
Messenger RNA from Striga hermonthica, 462 nucleotides. Lineage: Eukaryota; Viridiplantae; Streptophyta; Magnoliopsida; Lamiales; Orobanchaceae. The record is from the annotation of a GenBank genome assembly.